CCUUAUUAGUUCCGUCUACCUAGCUCGUCGAGCUUUCAUCAUACACAGUAAGGAUUUCACUACCUAGGUUGCUUGACGUCUCUGGGUGGCAAACCCUAGUGUGACGUGCAUAUUGGCGGGAAAAGCGUUGGGGAAGCUCGUCCCUGUACAAAACGAUUGCACGACCAACACGCCAUUCUUCUCCUUGGAAACGCUUCUACGCUUGACAAUACCGUCUUGGAUCAGCCCAGAAGUCGCAACCAUGGCGUCGAAUUCAGUAAUACUGUCGCUGCCCAAGUCGUCGCUAUUCCGCUUCCCGCCCAACCCCAACUCGGGAUUUAUACCGCCACCGCCUACCGGCAGCACGCCGUUCGCCCCGCCAAUCGACAUACCAGACAGCAUCUACCACGCCGUGCUCGAUCCGCGAGUGCCCAUCACCAUCGCCGCUGUCUAUGCGGUUACCGCCAAGGCGCUCAAUGCCUACAACAAGUCCACCGGGAAGAGGCCCUGGGCCAUCAGCAAAACACUCGCCUUCCGGUGGUUCGUGAUCGCACACAAUGUGUUCCUCGCCGUCUAUUCGGCAUGGACCUGGUGGGGGAUGCUCGGGACCAUGCGUCGGAGCGUGGCCAGCCCUCUGGGACCCGAAGGCGUCUCGGGCUUCAUCGAUUCGAUGUGCCAGAUAAACGGGAACGCCGGGCUAGGAAACGCCGCCUUCUUCAACGAGCAGACCAACUCGUGGCAGACGUACUCGCCUGAGACGGUGCUGGAUGAGAACGGCAUGCCGAGCAGGUUCACCGCUGGGCGCAUCUGGAACGAGGGUCUCGCGUUCUACGGCUGGUUGUUCUACCUGAGCAAGUUCUACGAGGUUUUCGACACCCUCAUCAUCCUCGCCAAGGGCAAGUUCAGCUCGACACUCCAGACCUACCACCAUGCCGGGGCCAUGAUGUGCAUGUGGGCGGGUAUGCGGUACAUGUCCGUGCCGAUUUGGAUCUUCGUGUUCUUUAAUUCAUUCAUACACGCUAUCAUGUACACAUACUACACCGUGACGGCAUUCAACAUCCGCGUACCCCUGUUCAUCAAGCGCACCUUGACGUCGAUGCAGAUUACGCAGUUCGUCGUGGGUGCGUCAUGUGCCAUGGUGCACUCGUUCAUCAGCUACAGCAUUCCGGUCAUCACGGCCUCCCAGACCGAUGCCCCCGCGUCUGCGGCUUCCGCUCUCGCCAACGGCUCCGUGGUCGCCGCCACCGCCGGCGUGCUUGACAGUGUUAAGGGCACCUACGCACGCCAAGCCAUGCCCUGCAUCACCUCGAGCGGCGAAACCUUUGCCAUCUGGCUCAACGUCUUUUACCUCGCCCCUCUGACCUACCUCUUCGCCAAAUUCUUCGUCGAGAGCUACCUGCGCCGUAGCAACGCCGGUCAAUCCAACCCGACUCGCCCAAGCGCCGGAGUGGCAGCCCGCCGCCUAAGCCACAACGUCCAGCUUGCCGAGAAGGCUGGCUGGGAAGCUGCCAGGAACGUGGAGCGUGAGGUGUAUGGCCAGGGUAACGAAGAGGCGGUCGUUACCGAGGAGACGAAGAAGGCGAACGGAGAUGCGGGUUCCAUCGGCCGAGUGUUGCGGAGUAGGAAGUAAGGGUCUGACGGCCGCCCAAUGUCCAACAAGGGGGCAAACAACUGCCGGAGGACGAGACGGGCUACGCGGCCACAGCCAACCUCCCGAUGCCAAAAAUUCCUUGGUUGGUAAUCGGGAACUGGCAACCGACAGGGAUACUGCGAACCGACAACGGAAUUACAGCUGCUUCCCUGUCCGUUCAACCGAUCUAACGGUGGCCACGAGAUAC
Chaetomium strumarium is the source of this 1817-nucleotide messenger RNA. Its product is annotated as fatty acid elongase-like protein. Gene Ontology annotation, cellular component: endoplasmic reticulum membrane. NCBI's taxonomy places the organism in Eukaryota, Fungi, Ascomycota, Sordariomycetes, Sordariales, Chaetomiaceae. The transcript has 2 exons. Gene Ontology annotation, molecular function: fatty acid elongase activity. Gene Ontology annotation, biological process: fatty acid elongation, polyunsaturated fatty acid; fatty acid elongation, saturated fatty acid; very long-chain fatty acid biosynthetic process. The record is from RefSeq and is a predicted model, not a curated record. Bases 242 to 1609 code for a protein of 455 amino acids.